This is a messenger RNA of Sphaeramia orbicularis (orbiculate cardinalfish), 1281 nucleotides long. RefSeq names its product T-cell ecto-ADP-ribosyltransferase 1-like. The transcript is spliced from 4 exons. Bases 163 to 1209 code for a protein of 348 amino acids. NCBI's taxonomy places the organism in Eukaryota, Metazoa, Chordata, Actinopteri, Kurtiformes, Apogonidae. Gene Ontology annotation, molecular function: NAD+ poly-ADP-ribosyltransferase activity; NAD+-protein-arginine ADP-ribosyltransferase activity. The record is from RefSeq and is a predicted model, not a curated record.
UGAUACGAGUAAAUCCUGUAUGGUAACAUGCUCAGGUAAAACAAACAAGGGUGAGGCACAGAGUUUCAGGACACAAUGACAAAACGCUAACAGGGAAGAUAUAUUUGAUUUCAGAAAAAAGUCUACUUUGGCAGUUCCUCUUUUCAGUCAAACAACAAAAUCAUGAGUGGGCGUGUCCCGGUCCAACACCUGCAAGACUGUAGUAUUCACAGAUGCAUAUCUUCCUGGGAAAGGCAAUCCUGUCAGAGGAAAAUCUUAUCCUUAUCUGCUGUUACUUCUGUUGCUCUUCUUUUGGCACUGCUAAUGCUCAUUGUCUUCCAUGUAACUUGGAACUGGCAGGACACAGUUGGGAAGAACUCAACACAGGAUUUGACCUUUGACCCCAGUGAGAACACAUUGGAAGACUGCAAAUCCACAGCUGCAGUUGUGAAGAUGGCCGAUGAAGCCCUGCUGCAGAAAUGGGAAAGCAGUGCAAACUUAAGCCAAGUCCGAUAUGAUGCAGAAGAAAAUGCUAAAGAUCCUGCACACAUUUACAUUGAGAAACAUCACGCUGUUGCCCUUUAUUUGUACACAAAUAUUUUACUUCAGUCCGUCAAUCAAGACUCUAACGCUGCAGCAGAAACAGGAAAACAGCUGGGUGGAAAUAAACCUGCUGUGUAUGGUUCCAUUCAUUUGUCACUUGGUGAAGCUGUCCAGACUCUGAAGCACAGUCAGGUGACAUGUCUCCACACAAACUACAGAACAGACACAGCUUUACAUCUGAACAUCUCCAACAAACAAAUCCACUUCAGCUCUUUUGUGUUGGCAUCAUCUGAGUUGAACUUCACAAGUAAGAUUUGUUUGGAGGUUUACACAUGUUUCGGUGCUGAUAUAACAUAUUACUCAGCCUUGAAAUUAAAGAACCAGAUCCUGAUCCCCCCGUAUGAGGUUUUUAAAGUCACCGACACUGAGACGAAUACAGACAGAUGUCAGGUGGUCUACAGACUGAAGAGCAACCUGAACUGUGUUUAUGAUGUAGAGACUAAUAUGCUGCACCCAAUAUCUGCAUCACCUUUGGAUAUAUUUUGGCUCAUUUUCAUUGUUAUUUCUGUAAUUACAAUAAUAAUUCUGAUACUUUUUGUCAUCGUUAAGGUUUUAGAAAAGCAUAGGAAAACUGCUGUUUCAUCUUUACACACCAACAAUUACAGUCCUGCUAGAGUUGUCUUGUAACUCUCAGGCAUUGUUCAAUAACUCACAAACAGUCUGGAGUCCAGGGUUGCACUAAAAAUAAAUAUUAUUGAA